AUGGGGUAUAAGAAAAAUAGCCGCAAUUCAUGGGAUGCACCUAUUGUUUCAGCACCAACAGAAGACCUGAAAUAUAUUCAGGCAUUAACGGUUAACGUCUCCAACUUUGUUUCAGUGAAGCUUUCCGGAAUCAGCAACUAUAAGAUGUGGAAGGCUCAGAUGCUUUGGCUCAUAGAGAGUCAGGAUUUGCUUUACAUCAUUGAGGACACACCUGGGGGUGGUUACAACAUGACCGAAAAAUAUACACACCUUGUCAAAGCUUGGAUUUUAGGUACUAUGAAUGACCAACUGCAACAUGAUCUAGAAUACAUGUCAAUGGAUACAUUGCCGGUAUCCUUUGUAUGGAGCAAACUAGAAUCAACCUUUACAAAUCAACCUGUAACACUCCAUCGUGACAGAGAAAAUCCACUGGGAUUUAAGUUCGGAACAGAAUUGAUAAAAGACAUUCCAGAAAUAGAAGACGCUGACAGCAUCCGACUAAAGAAAGAGUUAUACGAAGCUGCCUUUGAAGGGUGUUGGUGGAAAGCAAAAUCCAUACUGAAAAUCCAUAGAAAUUCAGCCACAAAGGCAAUCAAUGGAAAUGGGGACACGAUCGUUCACUUAGCAGUUGAAAUGGGCCACAACUAUUUCCAUGAAAAACUACUGGAGUUUUUAGAAGACGGAACAGAUAUUGAAACGCAAAAUUAUAAGGGUCGAACAGCCCUACACAUUGCUGUGAUGGUUGAUAAUAUACACGCAGCCCAACUCUUGGUUCAGAAGAGGAAAGAACUGACAGUGAUUCUAGACUGCAGUGAAAAGUCACCAUUGGAUAUUGCUUAUGCCAAGAAGAAGCUCAAUAUUCCCAAUAGCCACACUUUAUCCGAUAUAUCAGUUGAUUUGUCUCCUCCUUCUGAUGCUCCGUUUAACCUUCUCAGUGAUGUAUUUCCUUCUUUGGAAGUUGUUAGCAGUUACCGUGCGUCCAGUAAAGAAUAUAGAGAGAAGAAGAAAAAAGAGUAUAAAGAAGCAAAGAAGAUUUUGAACUUGGUCUGUAACCAGAUGGGCACAUCAAAUGAUGGUUACAGUAACUCACUUUUUGAAGCUGUACGCCAAGAUAUGUAUGAGAUUGUUGAUGAAAUUUUAUUUAUAUCACCUACUACAAUCAACUGUAAGGAUGAAGACGGGUAUAACGUUAUUCAGUCAGCAUCAGAAAAAGUAUACAAUCUUAUUUAUCAUAUUAUUGAGCGAAAAGAGUCUUAUAGAGAAAUAAAUGAUUCUUCUGAGAAUACUCUUGUACACUUGGCUGGAAGAUUGGCACCUUCGUUCGUACUCGAACGUACUGCUGGUGCAGCCCUGCAACUACAACGCGAGCUUUUAUGGCGUGAGGAAGUGGAGAAGCUCAUGUUGCCUUUACAACUUAGGGAAAAGAAUAUGUACAAAGAGACACCCGCAAUGGUAUUCACAAGGGAACACCAGGAUUUGACGAAGGAAGGAGAUAACUGGAUGAAAACAACUGCAGAAUCAUGCAGCAUCACCGCAGCAUUAAUUGUCACAGUCGUAUAUGCAGCAGCAAUCACUGUACCUGGUGGAAACAAUCAAGAAUCCGGCCUACCCAUGUACAAAAAUGACAUCGCCUUCACUGUCUUUGCUCUAUCCAAUGCAUUCUCAAUGUUUACAGCCGCUACCUCAUUAUUAUUGUUCUUGUCGAUCCUCACCGCACGUUUUUCCGAAAAGGAUUUUCUGGUAAGUUUACCAAGAAGAUUGAUUUUUGGCCUUUUGACAUUAUUCCUCUCUACAACUGCCAUGAUGGUAGCCUUUGGUGCUAUCUUAUUCAUUGUCUUUUGUGAUCAAAAACCAUGGAUGCUCGCACCGAUAUGUGCAUUUGCUUGCUUGCCAAUUUCAGUUAUUGUUACUAUAAAACUCCCUCUGUUAGUAGACUUGAUCCAAUCAACAUAUUCCCCCAUCUUUGGUAAGCAUAGUUACCUUGAGUCUUGUAAAGUUAGUCGGAAAACACAAUAUUUAUGGAUUCAGAGGGAAUUUGAGUAUGCAUUGCACGAGCAGUUGUGUUGCAAUUCAUAAUUCAAUAGUGGUUGGAUA
Messenger RNA from Helianthus annuus (common sunflower), 2073 nucleotides. RefSeq lists its product as uncharacterized. The record is from RefSeq and is a predicted model, not a curated record. Gene Ontology annotation, molecular function: protein binding. The transcript is spliced from 6 exons. The coding region runs from base 1 to 2055 and encodes 684 amino acids. NCBI's taxonomy places the organism in Eukaryota, Viridiplantae, Streptophyta, Magnoliopsida, Asterales, Asteraceae.